GUCGUUUGGUGCUCGUCUUCUCUUCAAUCAGAAAGAAGUGGAAGCAAAUCCCAGCACGGAGUCACUGGACCUUUUGCUAGGGCGCGAAAGCCCGCCAUUUUCUGAAGUUGAGAAGCUAGGGCAUCGAUUUCUGAGCUUGACAAGCCAUGGAGCACACGCUGUGGAGCCAUUUACCGCUAUUGGUUAGGUCCAAUUCGAAAGAUUCGGUUGAGUACAUUCUUCAGGCUCUUUGGAGGACCCGGAAAACCGGUCUGGACCCGGCCGACCGAGACAUUAUCCGAGAUAUGCUCCAGCUCCAGAACGAAUCGGACCUCGACCCGCUUUUUGUAUGCCUUCGCAUGUUGAUUCGCAGAUGCGUUUACGAUAACAUCGGGAGAGAUGAGAUUCAGAAGCUGUUUCCCAGUGAGGUCUUGCCUGAGUUACAGAGACUGUUGACGCUUUUGUUGCAGAAGUUUCAACGAGAAUGGCGGCAAGAUGUACUCAAGGACCAGGGUGCUUUGCCACGGUUAAAGACAAUGACAUGGGACAUGGCGAAUCCGGAUGCAGAAUUCGCCGACCGCGUGGCUGUUAUCAACUUGAAGCUCCUAAAUGAUUCACAGUCUCGCUCAAAAGAAUCGGAAGUGAAGUUUGAAUUAGGUAAUGAUACUCUAGAAACAAUGCUGAAUUCCAUGUAUAGCAUAAGAGACCAGUUGUCAAACGUGGGUGAGGCAUCAAAUGACUAUUUAUCUCAAGAUGCAAAUAUGUUGUAGAUAACCCAUAUCCCCUGGAUGCAAUGUAGCAUAUGUGACUCGAGGUUUUUACUUCACCGUGCCCCAAACUUCAGAGAGGGAUUGGUGGUUAGUCAGGAUUUUAAAAGCAUUUAAAACUCAAGAGAAGUGUUCUUCCUUCCGUUUGUUAUAUUUCAAGAAAAAUGCUGUCAAAAGGCAUAUCAUGGUUUAAAGAAUGCUGAUAGUUAACCACAAAAGCAUGUCAGAUUUGGCUUAUGGAGUUACUCUUAAAAACCUUAAUAACUGAAUAUUUUUUGGAAAAACAGUACCUUGGACAGUAGAGCUGUGCUUUGAAGAUUGCUAGUUUAUCUUCUCACUGUUGUUAUUGUUGUGAUGCAGAUUGGGAUAAAUGGAACUUGUAAGGAGUUUAUUUUUUCCUUGCUUUACGCCGGUGCAGUUCGUAAAAAGGAUGUCUUUAUUUGCCUUAAUUUUUACACUAAAAAUGUUGAAAUGACCCAUAGAUAGUGUCCCUUUUUCAUUUCCUAGAUGUUUCCCAGUGUUUGAUACAAGUUUCAAGUGACGAGAGGUUCUUCGAAGAAUCCUUUUGUGGUUGGCUAAAGUUCGAUGUCAUCCUAUUUGUGCCUGCCAUGUAAAAAGUUGUCAAAAUUGACUUGUUUGAACUUUCAAUGGCAUGCCUUUUGGACGAGAAAAUUGUACGUUAGGCUUUGUCUGAUCUGAUGCAAUUCACUUUUGUUUGGAGCUUA
Prunus persica (peach) is the source of this 1471-nucleotide messenger RNA. RefSeq lists its product as uncharacterized. The coding region runs from base 147 to 749 and encodes 200 amino acids. The record is from RefSeq and is a predicted model, not a curated record. The transcript has 6 exons. NCBI's taxonomy places the organism in Eukaryota, Viridiplantae, Streptophyta, Magnoliopsida, Rosales, Rosaceae.